Penicillium brasilianum is the source of this 1134-nucleotide messenger RNA. NCBI's taxonomy places the organism in Eukaryota, Fungi, Ascomycota, Eurotiomycetes, Eurotiales, Aspergillaceae. The record is from the annotation of a GenBank genome assembly.
AUGAAGGUUGACACUACCACCGAAAUGGUCAAAAUGGCGGCCCCGCCUUUCGAUAAGCCACUUGGUCACGACUGCCCUCCCGAAUCAUGGAUCAAGGCGAUCACCUGGAGGCCAUGCCAACUGACUGUUGGCGACAGGCUCUUCUCGGGCAAAUAUCACGUUGUGCUCGAAUCCCAGCAACCCCGAAUGGCCUUCAAACUCCACAACAAAGCCCGAGGCCAAGUGGUAUUCACGGCCAAGAACUGCUCUAUCGAGACCGGCUUUGAGCAAGAUACGCCGGACCUUGUCAAUCAGCAUCGUGGCCAAUUUGAACUGAAAGGCGGCCUGCUCUCGUUCAUCAAGAUUCGGCCCUCCGUCCCACCAGCAAUGCCCUCCAAAGCAACGGCGUCUUUGAUGGCCCGACUUCUCGAGUGCGGCUACCCGUCUACAUUGCUCAGUGUCAACUAUCGGAAUCACCCGCAAAUCCUCGAGCUUUUCAACAGUACUAUCUACAAGGGCACAUUGCGACCCGGUCCAAGUAACAGCGAGCCCGAGCGCGUGAGGGACACGUGGGACGAUUUCACGAGCAAGCGCCACCAUUUCCACGGUCAAUUCUUAGCUGGUGUUCGGCGCUUGUUCAUCAGUGUCAUUGGAAAUGCCACGAGGGAGGAGCAUGGCACGUCGUUCGAGAACGUAUUGCAAGCAGCGGUCAUUCAGGAUCUCUUGGCUGAACUAUACUCCUUUACCACCGCCGGGGAUCAGAGUAUCAGGGCUGGAGAUGUGAUGAUCAUCAGCCCGUACAAAGUUCAACGCCGGCUUAUUUCACGCACCCUAGGUGAAAGUGGCCUGGAAGCCCGCAACAAUCUAACAUUCGACGCUGCUCAAGGGCAAGAGGCACCCAUUGUCCUGCUUUCCUUGGCAAAGCCCGGGGAGGUAGCGACCAGUCUGGGCUUCAUGGCAAAUAAAGAAAGACUGAACGUCGCGUUGAGCCGGGCCCAAAAGGUCUUGAUUGCGGUUGGCAAUUUGUCAGUAUGGGGUGAAGGAUUUGUCAAGUCUCUCGCAGCCAAGAACAAUUCAGGAAAGGUGCUUCGAGAGCUUCUGAUGGACGUCAAGCAAAGAACCACGUCCUCACAUGGGUUGAUAAGCGUAUGGUGA